Brenthis ino (lesser marbled fritillary) is the source of this 3747-nucleotide messenger RNA. NCBI's taxonomy places the organism in Eukaryota, Metazoa, Arthropoda, Insecta, Lepidoptera, Nymphalidae. The record is from the annotation of a GenBank genome assembly.
AUGAUGGACUGUGUAGAAGACAACAAUCAUGAUCCUCUAUCUGCACCACCAGUUUCUCCACCAUCUAGUGGAGAAAUCAAAGUAGAUAAGAAGAAACCAAGUGAAAACAUUUCCCUAGCAGACAAUAGCUUACUGGUAGACAUAUCAGAUGCACUUAGUGAAAAAGAAAAAGUAAAGUUCACCGUUCACACUAAAACAACAUUGCCAGAGUUCCAAAAAUCUGAAUUCUUUGUUGUGAGGCAACAUGAAGAGUUUGUAUGGUUACAUGAUAGAUAUGAAGAGAACGCAGAUUAUGCGGGAUACAUUAUACCACCGGCCCCACCCAGGCCAGACUUUGAUGCGUCUAGGGAAAAAUUGCAAAGACUCGGGGAAGGAGAAGGUGCUUUAACUAAGGAAGAGUUCUUGAAGAUGAAGGAAGAACUUGAAGAGGAAUAUCUGGCAACAUUCAAGAAAACGGUAGCAAUGCACGAAGUGUUCCUGCAACGUCUAGCAGCGCACCCAGUGUUCAGGAGUGAUGCUCACUUACGAGUGUUCCUGGAGUAUGAACAGGAUCUAUGCGCUAAGCCCAGGGGCAAGAUGGAAAUGAUUGGUGGAUUGGUCCGUUCGAUGACAACAACAACAGAUGAGAUAUACCUCGGUGCAACGGUGCGAGAUGUGAAUGAUUUCUUUGAACAAGAAACUGCUUUUUUGCAAGAAUACUAUUCACAUCUCAAGGAGGCCGUGGCCAAGGUGGAUAGGAUGACUUCGAAACAUAAGGAUGUAGCAGACGCUCAUAUAAAACUAUCAUCCUGCAUCACUCAACUCGGUACGAGGGAGCAACCGCCCACUGAAAGGUUCUUGACAAGAGCGGCUGAGACGUUUGAUAAAUGUAGGAAAAUCGAAGGUCGUAUGGCAUCAGACCAAGACUUGAAGUUAGCCGAUACUCUCCGUUAUUAUAUGCGUGAUGCGCACGCCGCUAAAGCAGUGCUCGUAAGACGACUAAGAUGUCUGGCUGCCUACGAAGCAGCUAACAGGAAUUUAGAACGAGCUCGCUCUAAGAACAAGGAUGUACAUGCUCCGAUGGAAGUUCAAGAGGCUGAACAAGCGCAGUCUGACGCAUGCGCUCGUUUCGAACAGCUGUCGGCGCGCGCGAGGGAGGAACUGUUGGACUUCCGCACCAGACGCGUAGCCGCUUUUAGGAAAAGUUUAAUAGAUUUGGCUGAGCUGGAGAUAAAACACGCGCGUGCGCAACAAGAAUUAUUCAGAAAAUCUCUGCAAGUACUAAGGGAAUCAUUAAAAGCGUCCCUAACAAUAAAAUGUUAUGUCAAUAUGAUCCUAACAACGGUUUUGGUUCUCAUUUUGGUGGCGCCACGCGUACAGGGGAAGUGGGUAGAAGGGAGGAUAGAUACGAAAGAGAAUUGGGCAUUUUUAGCUCGUUUCUGCUUUCUGUCGCUGGAUGGCCAGUUCGAAUAUUUAAUAGAGUUCGAGAGAGACGUAGGUACACCCAACUUGUUGCUGUACUACGACGAUGACAGCCAGUGGCCGGCUGUGUAUCACAGUAGUAAGACGUGCAAGGAACGUGAAGCAGUAUUAAAUAGAGGUGGCCAAAACCAAAUGAUAAAACUGUCUCAUUGGUAUCCUGAUACUGAAUAUUCUGGUUGUAUUCUUUCUCAAGCGAAUAAGAAGUUGCCAGCAGCAAAAAGUUCAACAACUGCUGCACCAAAAACUUCAAAAACAAACGUAACAACCAAACCAAAAAAUGUUUCAAACAUAACGAAACUAGAUGUACCCUCAGAUCCGACAUAUUAUAACCAGUUCCUAAAAACUACCACACCGAAACCAAUAUCUACCUUUUCUGAUACAAAUGCUACCACAUGGUACGAAUUGUUGCCAACUGAUGUAUGGAAUUCUACCACGACAGUGUUACCAGAUGAUGAACUAUGGGAAAAUAUUGGACCUGAAAAAAAUUAUAGUAAACUGGAAAAUUUAAAGGACGUUGAAUUGUUAUUUGAGAAUUAUAAUGGAAGUGGGCAUAAAAUAAAACGUUCAACAUUUGAAUUGUUAGAACGCUACCACCGCCGUCGACUUUAUUCUGAAUCCAAGCAAAAUGAGGGCAGCACUAAUACUGAGAAAGUUAGAUUUGUUGUCUCAUGCCACAAUUCUAGAAGAUUCCGAUCAGCAAGAGAGAGAUGGUGGUUUAUAGCCAUCAGUAACUGCGAUAGCCCCAAGGGUUUGGAUGUCCGUUAUAAAUUCCUUAUGACUAAUGGACCUAAUGGAGAUUUUUGGCAUGAGCACUUCUCAGCUGACGAAUUUUAUGUAUUACCAAUCCUUCUAGCGUAUACUUUCGCCUAUGUAAUAGUGAUGGUCGCGGUAGUGAUGUGCAGUGUAGAGCUCAAAUCCCGGCAUUUAUUACAUACUACGUACAAGUUGUUUCUGAUGUCGCUUGUGUCACAACAUUUAGGAGUUAUGUUGCAAAGUCUCGCUGGGAUUCGAUACGCGUAUAAUGGCGUAGGCAAUACUAGUAUGAGGGUGACAGGUCAAUUCUUCUGCGGCAUUUCCGAAACGACAUUUCUUCUUCUUCUCAUUUUAAUGGCGAAAGGUUACACCAUCACUCGAGGGAGACUCAAAGUGGGCUUCACAGUAAAAUUAACGAUAUUUAUGUGUUGUUACGUACUGACAUACGUGAUCCUGUUUGUUUAUCAGGCUAGAGCAUUCGAUCCCGGUGAAGUAUUAUAUCUAUACGAAAGCCCCGCGGGAUAUGGACUUAUUGUGCUACGGAUCAGCGCGUGGUGUGCUUUUGCAUAUUCCACCUUCUUCACUGUCAAGAAAUAUCCUGAAAAGAACAUGUUCUACUGUCCUUUUUUCAUCUGUGGCACGUUAUGGUUUUACGCAGGACCGUUAUUUAUAUUGACAGCUAAUUCAUAUAUUGAUAAAUGGGUUCGAGAGAGUGUAGUUACGGCCGUUUUACUUUUCAUAACGUUUAGUGGACAUGUUAUGUUCCUGCUAUUAACAUUACCAGUAUUCGCAAAUAAAAAUUUUCCAUAUCAUGUUCGGACAACUCAAAUUGGUGUAAUGGAGGUAAAUGGAAGUUCAAAUCUUGAUAGAUUUGGUCCCACAGCAUAUCAUCCCAAUGAAAGAGCUUCGCAAACUGUCAUUAUACCGCUCACAAGACGGACAGAAGAACUAAUAGGCAACAUGUACAAUCAAUACAUGGCAACAUCUCCGCUGUCACUAGAAAACGAAACGCCAAAAUUAAAUGGCAUACCAAGAAGAAUAGAUUCAGUUAAAUCAAAAGCAAGUUUGAUCCCACAAAUAAGUACAGAAACUAACACAUCUGACGACAUAAAUCCAUCGAUAAAGGAAGAUAGAGAAAUAUUUACAGUAGACCCUAAAAUUGCACCGAAAACGCGGGAAAAUGAUAUGUCAAUGUCAAACGUGUUGCCAGAUGAUGAAAAAUUACCAAAUACAGAUAAUGUUGAGAACGGAGUGAAUUUGCCGGAAGUUUUGAGAUCUAAAAGGAAUAUUUUAGAGCCCUUAAAUAGAGAUGUGCCGCUAUGGUCCCUGGCAAAAGGGCCGUGUGUAGUUGCGAUGCAAUUAAAAAAGUCGUUGACCAUUGAAGGAGAAACACCGGAAAUACAAACAAACGGUCGUAAACCAUCACUUCGCACUUCGCAGGCCGGUUCAGGAGAAAUGAGCACGAUACAUGAAGGGCGGGAAAAAAGUUAUGUGAGAUCACCUGUUGAUAUAUUUACUGUACCUACUCGGGGA